CAACAGCACAACCUCAACCAGGCAGCACUCGUCCUAUGGCUGGAGCUGGAACAAGCAGGGCUCUCCGCAAGCUGCUGACUCUGAGGCUGUGGCAUGAGGCUGUCAGGAGUUCACCACAGUCAGCAUCAGUAACAGCUGCCCACUGAGUCUCACCAGCACAACCUUGGUGCCUUUUUUCUGCAGAGGGAGUGCUUUCAAAAUUGGGUUAAUGUCAGGGUCUUGUCUUCCCAUUUCCUGCAGCUUCAGAGAGUGCAGCUGACCUCAGAGGAACCUCUCGUGACUCUUUUGCCUGCACUGCUGCAUUCCUGCCCUGGAAAUGCUGGGUCCCCUCCUUCCAGCGCUGAGAAGUAGCCUGCGCUGGGGUGUGGUCCUGAGACAAACCUGGAAAUGAAAAGGCAGCAGUGCAGGAAAUGAAAGCACAGCCAUGUCCUUAGCUGUGGUGCUUUGCAUUCAAGAUGAGCUUGUCCAGAAAUUGUUACCUCUGCCAAGGUGCCUCUGGUCCUGCGGCAACGAAGGGCAGGUAUAAAAGGCAGCCCAGGUCCUGCUCUCCCAUCCACUUCUCCUGCCUCCUUCUGCUUGGGAACCAGGUUCACACCCAGCCACAAGCCAUGUCUUCCUGCAACCCCUGUGUGCCCUGCCAGCCCUGUGGCCCAACCCCACUGGCCAACAGCUGCAAUGAGCCCUGUUGUGUGAGGUGCCAGGACUCCACCGUUGCCAUCCAGCCCUCCCCCGUGGUGGUGACCCUGCCCGGACCCAUCCUCAGCUCCUUCCCACAGAACACCGUUGUGGGCUCCUCCACCUCUGCUGCUGUCGGCAGCAUCCUCAGCUGUGACGGAGUGCCCAUCAACUCCGGGGGCUUUGACCUCUCCUGCAUUACCAACCGCUACUGCUGCAGGCCCUGCCGGCCCUGCUAGAGCUGCUCUUAAUGGCUUGAGAGAAGAACCCCCAGGCACUCAGAACACUUUGCUCCAUUGCUUUAAGAGAAGCUGGUUUUGUCCAGCAUAUUCUGCAAGGGCAGCCUCGGAAGCAGUGUUUUGAGCUCUCUGGCCAAUUUCUUCCUUUCCUGUCUUCUAGCCAAUGUUUUCCUCACUUUGCUUGGUCUCCAUCUGUCUCACCAGUGACCUCAUUUCUCUCUACAGGCUCAUUAAAAAUUUUCUGCAACCUUCCU
Pogoniulus pusillus (Red-fronted tinkerbird) is the source of this 1168-nucleotide messenger RNA. Its product is annotated as feather keratin Cos1-2. The record is from RefSeq and is a predicted model, not a curated record. Gene Ontology annotation, molecular function: structural constituent of cytoskeleton. The transcript is spliced from 2 exons. The coding region runs from base 456 to 914 and encodes 152 amino acids. Gene Ontology annotation, cellular component: intermediate filament. Lineage: Eukaryota; Metazoa; Chordata; Aves; Piciformes; Lybiidae.